Molecule: messenger RNA, 1639 nt
Organism: Diospyros lotus (date-plum)
Lineage: Eukaryota; Viridiplantae; Streptophyta; Magnoliopsida; Ericales; Ebenaceae
Product: protein DETOXIFICATION 49-like
Exons: 1
Coding region: 1-1605 (534 amino acids)
Biological process (GO): xenobiotic detoxification by transmembrane export across the plasma membrane
Cellular component (GO): membrane
Molecular function (GO): xenobiotic transmembrane transporter activity; antiporter activity
Source: RefSeq, a predicted model, not a curated record
AUGUGUAAACAACCUGCCCCUGCCUGCUGCUUAUGCCAAUCCGGCCAGGUUGAUGCCCAAGAACCCUACAUUUUCAGCCCUUUGAUCCCAAAAAGCCUGCCUCCGUCUCCGGCCCCGCUGCAACAAGGCCAAGCUAAGGAGCAGCCAGACAAGAUCACCUGUGACUAUGAUCUUUCUCUGGCUAUCACAGAAGCCAAGUCCAUUGCCAAAAUAGCUUUCCCCACGGUGUUGACUUCUCUGUUGCUUUACUUCCGGUCCAUGGUCUCUAUGAUCUUCCUAGGCCGCCUCGGCGGCCUAGCCCUGGCAGGUGGCUCCCUCGCACUGGGGUUCGCCAACAUCACCGGCUACUCGGUUCUCUCCGGCCUCGCCAUGGGAAUGGAACCCGUCUGUGGCCAAGCCUUUGGUGCCAAGAAACACUCCCUCCUUGGCGUUUCCUUGCAAAGAACUGUGCUUUUGCUCAUCUCCAUUUCGUUUCCAAUAGCUCUUCUUUGGAUUAACAUGAAGACGAUUCUCCUCUUCUUUGGCCAAGAUGAGUCCAUAGCCGAAAAAGCCCAAGUAUAUAUUCUAUAUUCUCUCCCGGACCUCUUUGCUCAAUCGCUUCUCCACCCAUUGAGAAUCUAUCUCCGAACUCAAUCCAUAACCUUACCUCUCUUACUCUGUGCUACUAUAACAACUGUUCUGCACGUACCGAUCAACUAUUUUCUUGUCUCGAAACUUGGUCUCGGAAUCAAAGGCGUGGCCCUUGGUGGGGUUUGGUUCAACUUCAAUUUUGUAGCUUCAUUGAUCAUUUACAUAUUGAUCUCUGGUAUAUACAAAGAAACAUGGGGAAGCUUGUCCAUGGAGUGCCUGAGAGGCUGGAAAUCUCUCUUGAACUUGGCCAUUCCAAGCUGCAUUUCAGUGUGCCUCGAGUGGUGGUGGUACGAACUUAUCAUUCUGCUAUGUGGGUGGCUCGCCAACCCAAGAGCCACCGUCGCUUCAAUGGGAAUUCUGAUCCAAACCACCUCUCUCAUCUACAUAUUCCCGUCUUCUCUAAGCUUCAGCGUAUCUACACGUGUCGGAAACGAGCUCGGGGCCGGCCGGCCUGCGAGGGCAAAACUGGCUGCCAUUAUAGGCCUUUGUUCAGGCGUCAUACUGGGAUUUGCGGCUCUGGUUUUCGUCGUGAAUGUAAAGAAAGUUUGGGCCACCAUGUUCACGAAUGACAAGGAAAUCAUCGCUCUAACGUCGCUUGUUCUGCCCAUAAUCGGGCUCUGCGAGCUCGGAAACUGCCCGCAAACAGCCGGCUGCGGCGUGCUGAGAGGAACAGCUCGGCCGAGAGUGGGAGCAAAAAUAAACCUGGGUUGCUUCUACUUGGCCGGAAUGCCGGUGGCUGUAGGGUUAGGGUUCUUCGCGGGAUUCGAUUUUGAAGGGCUGUGGCUGGGCCUCUUGGCUGCUCAGAGCUCGUGUGCAGUGGCCAUGGCUGUUGUUUUGGCUAGAACAGAUUGGGAUUUUCAAGCUAGGAGAGCCAACGAACUGACUGGAAAUGGAAUUGUUGACGAUGGCUGCAAAGAAAUUAAGGAAGAUGAGAUCUACGAGGAUUCUUCUCGUCAACCUGGCGAUUUAGUUUAAGAUGCAUGUCCUUUUAGUUUUUAUUAUUCUUUCU